AUGGGGACAGCUUUCAAUGAUAAUAAGACCCUAGAUCCUGAAUUUUACAACCUGGAUUGGAUGAGGUUUAUACCCGACGAGACUCCGGUAUCUGCUAUCUCUAUUCCUGGAACACACGAAAGCUUAUCACUACAUGGAGGACCACUUGAUAAAUGUCAAGUCUGGACCUUAAAAGACCAACUUAAUGUGGGAAUACGAUAUUUUGAAAUGCAUGCUGGGAUUUGGCUGCCCACGCUUGAAAAUCCUAAAACUUUGGCUAAAAAAGUUAACAAGCAGCUUCAUACAUUUCUGGUGCAGAAGAAGGACAUGGACAUGAUGGAGAAAUGCCUCAAAUUACAAUCGAGCCACAAACUAAAAGAAAAACAGACACGACACCAGAACCCGACAAUACACCUGAAGCAUCAACAAAUGUUGAACAAUCCUCUGAACCUGAACCUAUAA
This is a messenger RNA of Cottoperca gobio, 441 nucleotides long. Its product is annotated as 1-phosphatidylinositol phosphodiesterase-like. Gene Ontology annotation, biological process: lipid metabolic process. The transcript is spliced from 4 exons. NCBI's taxonomy places the organism in Eukaryota, Metazoa, Chordata, Actinopteri, Perciformes, Bovichtidae. The coding region runs from base 1 to 441 and encodes 146 amino acids. The record is from RefSeq and is a predicted model, not a curated record. Gene Ontology annotation, molecular function: phosphoric diester hydrolase activity.